Eucalyptus grandis is the source of this 1397-nucleotide messenger RNA. Its product is annotated as aquaporin NIP6-1. Gene Ontology annotation, biological process: transmembrane transport. Gene Ontology annotation, molecular function: channel activity. Gene Ontology annotation, cellular component: membrane. Lineage: Eukaryota; Viridiplantae; Streptophyta; Magnoliopsida; Myrtales; Myrtaceae. The transcript is spliced from 5 exons. The record is from RefSeq and is a predicted model, not a curated record. Bases 196 to 1092 code for a protein of 298 amino acids.
CGCUUUCUUGGGAUUCUCCAAGUCAACUAUCUUCCUUCGUCUUUAAAUACCUCAAACCAGAGUCAUUGCUUUUCAAACUUCGUUCCAAACUAGUACCCCAAAGUUCAGUACUUGCCCACCUACUGGUUGUUGCAUAAAUUCUUCCCAAAAGAGUACUACUUACGGCUGAUCUGAAGUGAAGUUGGAAACUGAAAAAUGGAGAAUGAGGAAGUCCCAUCAGCCCCUUCAACUCCUGUAACUCCAGGCACUCCAGGAGCUCCACUCUUUGGAGGUGGUCAGAGGGCAGAGAGAAGUCAUGGAAGGAAGUCACUUCUCAGGAACUGCUCAGGUUGCUUCACUGUGGAGGCUUGGUCCAUGGAAGGAGGAUUGCCCAGAUCUCUGUCCAGCUCAUUGCUACACCCGCCAGUUUCACUCGCAAGAAAGGUGGGAGCAGAAUUCAUUGGCACCCUCAUACUAGUAUUUGCUGGAACAGCCACACCCAUAGUGAACCAGAAGACUAAUGGAUCAGAGACGCUACUUGGCCUCGCUGCCUCCUCUGGCCUCGCCGUCAUGAUCGUGAUACUCGCGGUCGGCCACAUCUCUGGAGCCCAUCUCAACCCGGCUCUCACCAUUUCCUUUGCAGCUCUCAAGCACUUCCCUUGGAAACAUGUGCCUGUUUACAUCGGAGCACAGGCAGUGGCCUCGCUGUGUGCAGCGUUUGCGCUGAAAGGGAUAUUCUACCCGGUAAUGGGUGGAGGAGUGACUGUUCCUUCGGCAGGUGUUAGUGAUGGUCAAGCUUUUGCUCUGGAGUUUAUCAUCAGCUUCAACCUCAUGUUGGUCGUCACUGCAGUGGCUACCGACACUAGAGCUGUUGGAGAGUUGGCGGGAAUCGCAGUGGGAGCUACCGUUAUGCUCAACAUCCUUAUCGCCGGGCCAACCACAGGAGCUUCAAUGAAUCCAGCAAGGACAUUGGGACCGGCCAUAGCAGCAGGAAACUACAGAGCCAUCUGGAUUUACCUCACUGCCCCCAUUCUCGGUGCGCUUUGUGGAGCUGGAAUAUACACUGCUGUUAAGUUGCCAGAUGAUGGAGGAAACAACCAGGGAAAGCCUUAAGACUUUUAUGUAGAUUCAGGAGGCGACAGGCAAACAUAACACCAUAUUGCCACAUUUAACAGAAACUCCGAUAAAACAAGUAUGACAUAGAUCAACAAUAUCUAUUAUGCACCGGCAACGUAUAUAGAUGAAGCUAGCUAUAUUGCCUGUUAAGUUACUUUAAUUGAGUUAUUUUUUAUUUUCAGAGUUUUAUUUCUUUUUUACUUACAUAAGGGUAUAAUGGUCAUAUACAAUUUACAUUUAAUAUAAACACAAUGGGUAUAGAGUUUCUGUUACACAGAAAUCUACAGCCCUCUCUUUGUUUC